AGCGGCCAGCACACUCGUUAGCCGCAGUGCUUAUUUCUGUAUAAAUGACGUUGGCGGGGCAGCUCCUGGCUUCGUCACGUAUUCCCAUCGCUCGGGCUACACGUCAACUCUGUUUACCGGCUGGCGGGAGCACAUCGGACAGCCGCGACUCAGUCUGCGCUCUGUCCCUUCCCGAGCUCAAGCUGCCGCGGAGCGGUGGAAGUUCUGCAGCAGUCAUGUUGAAGAUUAACAGCCGCUUGCUGCAGGCGCAGCUGGCGAGCACACCUGUUUGUCACAAGGAGAGUGAAGAUGUUCAACAGGAACGGAAAGCCCUGCAACAACUAGCCACAAAUCUUCGGAAUGUUUGCAAGAUGACAAACGACAGCAUUUUCUGUGGUCUGCGAAUCCCUGACCGGUUUCAAAAAGUAAAGCAAGAAAUCAGUUUGGUUGUCCUCACAGGAAAGGGAGUCUUUUGUAUUGACGUGAAGAAUUGGGUGGGAGAGGUGAGCCGAGAUGGCAAGCACUGGCUUGUUAAGCACAAGGGGGAGGUGGCUGGGGAAUUCUCAAGAAGUGUCCAGCACCCAGACCCCCUGCUCGACAUUAAGAAAAAAAUAGAAAAUCUUUGGAAUUUCCUUGUCGAGAAAGGCGUGGGCAUCAAGAAGAAGCAGAUGCAUCAUAAGGUUAUCUUCAUUAAUCCCAAAUGCCAGUUAGAAGCUGAGUUACAGAAGAACGAGGACAUUGUUGGACCGGAAGAUGUGGACAGCGUCAUGCUCUGUUUUCAGGACUCAUACCUUACAAGUUUAACUGAUGCGAUAACACCGUACUGGAUAACGGGGCACCUUUCGUACCAACAGCUGAAGGAGUGUCAGAGCGCGCUGCGUGGCAUAGGCACGUGGGACGUAGUGGAGCUUCAGGGAGGCAUGCGUCUGCUCGGGGAUUACAACGGCUGUCCCAGCGUGGCCCUGGACCGCAAGGAGACGGAGCUGCUUGAGUUCUCCCACCAGAGGAAUGCCACCAUGGGCUACGUGUGGGCCAUUCUCGGCUACACCCCGCAGGUGACCGUGAGGAUGUUUGAGCGAGGCGGCAGGAGCUGGGGAUGGCAGCCGAGCACGGGCACCGCCGUCAUUCCCUACAACGCCCACAUCGUCUUCCGCGUGUGCGGGGAGGACGCAGACGCCAAAAUCCCCGCCAAUGACAUUGACAGGAUCAUCCUGAGCAUAUGAGAUUGAUUCGGCGUUAAAAAAAAAAUCAUAACCUCGGCGCAUUAACCGCCGCGAUGUGCCGCCAUCUCGGCCGAUCAAUUAACGGGAUUUGUGUUUUAACUAAUCGAAACAUAAAUCUCAUCAGCCCCAGGUCAGUGGACAUGAAAGGGUGCAACAUCACAACAUUAAUAUGUUUGUCUUUUACUUACCACACAAGGACAUUUGACUGGAAUACAGGAUGGAGAUUUAAUCAGACUGGCUUGAGGGCUGUUUGGCUAAUGUAUAUAAAAAAAAACUCAACCUCUUAGGAUAGGAAUAUAAAUUGGUGAUAAAUAUUUCAUAUCAUCUCACAAUAAGUGGUUUCAUUUUGAAAAAUAAUCAACGUAACCAACAGCCCCGCAUGUUUAAAUGCGCACUCGUGAUUGAUUUUGAAAUAAAAUUUUUACAUUGUUAAUCCUUCACGUGUAUUUAUAUUACAAGCUCAUAUAUUCUUUUAAAAGUUAAAGUCAAUGCAUGCUUUUUAAUUUUUCGUCAUGAAUUAUCUGUUCUUGUAAACAUUCUGUGGUCUUCUGACUUAAGGUUUGUAUGGUUCAAUGAUCUCUAUAAACUUGAUUUGAAUUGC
Molecule: messenger RNA, 1803 nt
Organism: Lethenteron reissneri (Far Eastern brook lamprey)
Lineage: Eukaryota; Metazoa; Chordata; Hyperoartia; Petromyzontiformes; Petromyzontidae
Source: RefSeq, a predicted model, not a curated record